Messenger RNA from Drosophila busckii, 1024 nucleotides. RefSeq names its product ATP synthase mitochondrial F1 complex assembly factor 1. Gene Ontology annotation, cellular component: mitochondrion. Lineage: Eukaryota; Metazoa; Arthropoda; Insecta; Diptera; Drosophilidae. The record is from RefSeq and is a predicted model, not a curated record. Gene Ontology annotation, biological process: mitochondrial proton-transporting ATP synthase complex assembly. Bases 76 to 903 code for a protein of 275 amino acids. The transcript is spliced from 2 exons.
UAAUUGUUAUUAUUUGUUUGCCAGCGUGCAGAAAGUGUUAAAAUUGUAUGAAAAAUACACUUUAGCAUUGUCGGAAUGGAAUGCAGCCGUAAGUUCCUGCGCGUUUUUCAAUAUCGACACGUUUUCUCGCGCAGCAUUGCCAUGUCAUCGUCAUCACGUGCUAAGGAAGCCAUUGAGCAGCUAAAGGAAACAAAUCCCUACUAUUUCAAAUAUGCGGAUAAAAUAGCCAAAAUGCAGAAGACUUCGGCCGAGGAGUUCUUGGAUCGCGUUGAACGUGUUGUCAAUCCAAUUAAGGAUGGACAGAGUCAGGCCAGAUCAUACUCUGAGCUAUUGAACCCGAAGCAGAAGCUGGCCCAGGAGCAGGCUGAGUUGCCGCACAAGAAGCUGAGUGACAUAAUGAAGCUGGAGCUGCUUGCCGAUAAGAAUGCUGAGGAGAUUUCGCAAAUCUGGAUCGAAUACCAUAAGACUAAGGAAGUGCUCGCGGCUACGCUCACUGUGGAUCAGUAUCAGAAGCUAAUGUCACGCGCAAAGGAGCAUCCCAUAUUUUUACUGCCCUUGCCACGCAGUGAGGGCUUUGAAUUCUUCAUGUUGCAGUUUUCCGCCAACACAGUGCAUUUUACACCUUUGUUGGCCUAUCAAGUGCAUCAUGAAAAUGCGCCCGAGUGUCUCACCUUGGUGCACUACACCGAAACUGAGGACAAAGGCAUAGUGCUAAUGCGUGGCGAGUAUGAUAACAAGGUACUAACUGCACAGGAGGCACAGUGUUUGGCUAACGAGUUACAAAUGUUCUACUACAAGCCAGACGAGAAUAAGCUGAAACUGCUGGAAGUUUUUACAAAACGUCCAGACGAGUUCAAGCAUAUGGAUCUUAUUAAGGAAGUGGAGAAUAUUCAACUUGCUUAAGCGCUGUUGAGCUCUGAGCUAAAAUACAUAUAGACAAUAGAAAUCAAAAUGGCAAUUUUAAUUUACCAUAUAUUCAGAUUUGGAAUAGGUCUUUAGUGGUUGGUCGCUUUAAGAAAAUAUC